GUUUAAGGUUUAUAAACCUGCAUUAGAUACUCCUUUCUCAUGAUAAUGUAAUCAUUUGACGUUUGUUUAUGUAAAAUGAAAAGAGAGAUUAAACAAAUAUCCCAUUCAUCAAUGCAAUGUCAGCAUUACAACUGAUACGGUGUUUUAUUUUUAACUAUGAUUUCUUAAAUGUAUAUUAAUCGUAGUGUAAUAACACACUUUGUUCAUGAAUUCCCCGCCCAUAAAUGAGUUGAUAUAAAUUUAUAUUGUAAAACAGUCAGGUCAAUUCUGCAUUUUUUAUGCUAUCGAUACAAUGAUCAAACUUGUAAGCAAAAACAAUUCAUCAUCGAGUCAAAUGCUGACUGUUGUUUCACAUACUAAUAGAUCUCUCAUUAUUUAUACACUGACUUUACGACAGAUUUUUCCGUUACUAUAGUAUUUCCUGAUCAUGACAAGGAGCACACGGCGGGUGUGAACGGUCGGCAAAGGAUGCUCACUCCUCCGUGGCAUCUGAUUCCACCUCUGACGUUUUGGGUGUCCGUGUUUGCUCUGCUUCUAUUUUAUAUUGUCUUACGGAAUUCGAUAUUGAAUAUUGUUCGUUAUCUCCACUGCAUUUUUCGACAUGUUUCACUCAGGAUGAGUGAUCCCUGAUUUGCCCGAUUUUAUUCAUAAUAAGAUAACGUGGGGGAGAUUUACUUGGAAAUGGCAGUCGAUUCAAGGACACGUAAUCUUAAGAAACUCUUGACAGAGAUUUUAGAAACUGAGAGGGCAUAUGUAAAGAAUAUAGAUAUUCUGGCAAGGCGAUAUCUACACCCGCUCUCGACGGAAACAUUCAUUACCACGAUGGAAAUUAAGCAGCUUUCAGCGAGCCUACAGGAAAUAUUGCAGUUCCAGAGAGCGUUCCUCCAGGGUCUGGAGUCAGUGAUGGACAAACACAGUGAUGUGUACACUUCAGAGGACGAAAAGGUCAUAAGGAGGGCUAUUUUUGCUGUCGGUGGCGUGUUCUUGUUUUACGCUGAACAGUUCAAGAUCUACAGCUCUUUCUGUGCUUUGUACAGCAAGGUUCAAGACAUACUCAAUGCAGAGGAAAAUGAACGAUUACGUCACUUCCUUGACAACCAGAACAAGACCGGGGAGCAUUCACAAAGCUUGGAGUCAUUCAUCAUUCUACCAAUUCAGAGAGUGUUAAAGUAUCCACUAUUUUUGAAACAAAUGUCUUCACUCGUUGCUGAAGGUUCUGAUGAAAAUAAGCAUGUGUGCAAGGCCUGUGAAGAAAUGCAGUCAGUGGCCAAUCAUAUCAAUGAAAUGCAGAAGUUGUAUGCCGAGUUUGGUGAUUCCUUCCGGUUCCUCUCCUCACAGGAGCCUGGUAUACGAGAUCUUUACGCAGAGAGACCCAGCAAUACCUACGCUGCAGAUAAUAUCCCUGUCAUCAAAUCAGGAUACUGUAUCAAAGAAGGAGACAAAAUGAAGAGUUGGAAACGAAGAUUUUUUGUCUUGAAUGAGUAUGGGCUGUUUUACUACGUCUCACAAGAAUCGACAGAACCUUUGCGACACAUUCCCAGAGAUGAAAUGCGGCAUGUGAAAUCUAGCACAAUAAAUAAGCACAAUGGCGGAAUUCAUGGUAUGUUUGAGUUGUACACGGAAAAUCGAACUUUUUAUAUCGAGUGUGAAACUCCUGCCGAGGUUCAGCUGUGGAUCAAAGCAAUACAAUCUCUUCUGCCCCGCAAGAGCCGGAGGACCACGAUUUUGAAUCAGAGAGACAGUGUUUUCUACACCUCAUCAGGGUCACUGUCUAACUUCAAGUCAGGAUACUGCACAAAACAAGGCGGAAAGCGGAAGAACUGGUUGUCUCGAUAUUUCGUCGUUAAUGAGGACGGUAUACAAUACUUCACUUCUGAUCAGUCAAUAGAAGCAUUGCGAGUGAUUCCGAGUACUGAUGUGCGAGGGGUUCAAGAAAUACCGGGGUCGCAGUUUGGUCGCGAGAAUGUGUUUGAAAUCCACACAUGUUGCAGAACAUUUUAUUUACAGUGUGAGAGCCAUGACGACCUAAGGGAAUGGGUAUCAGCCGUCAGAAGACUUCUACCUCAUCCUGUAAGUAAAUGUUACAUGUAAUCUUAAAUUGUAAAUGUGGCAAUAAUACCAUUGCUCGUUGGUUAGAAGACAACAG
Saccostrea cuccullata (small rock oyster) is the source of this 2146-nucleotide messenger RNA. Its product is annotated as rho guanine nucleotide exchange factor TIAM1-like. Gene Ontology annotation, molecular function: guanyl-nucleotide exchange factor activity. Gene Ontology annotation, cellular component: synapse; membrane. NCBI's taxonomy places the organism in Eukaryota, Metazoa, Mollusca, Bivalvia, Ostreida, Ostreidae. Bases 682 to 2091 code for a protein of 469 amino acids. Gene Ontology annotation, biological process: activation of GTPase activity; positive regulation of axonogenesis; small GTPase-mediated signal transduction. The record is from RefSeq and is a predicted model, not a curated record. The transcript has 16 exons.